Messenger RNA from Miniopterus natalensis, 888 nucleotides. The record is from RefSeq and is a predicted model, not a curated record. Lineage: Eukaryota; Metazoa; Chordata; Mammalia; Chiroptera; Miniopteridae.
GAUCGAGCAUGACUGAUAUGACCAGCCUUGAGACUUCCCCUCCAAGGACAGGAUGGACUGGGAGCAGGCUUUGGGCUACUCUGGCAUCGCAAUGGGAUGAUAAAACUAAAGAAUCCUCAUAAAAAGGGCUGCUCAGUGAUUCUGUGCAUGAAGGAAGAGUCUCAGGCACAGCCCGGAUUGAACAUGGGUGUACCGAGUCAACUCUUCUGUCUGCUGUUCCUGCUCCCAGCUGCCAGCAGGAGCACUGUGUUGAGCCAGUCCCCGGCCUUCCUGUCCGUGUCUCUAAGAGAGAGUGUCUCCAUGGUUUGCAGAGCUGAUCAGAGCAUUAGUGACUACCUGACCUGGUACCAGCAGAAACCAGGCCAGGCUCCUAAGCCUCUCAUCUACGACGCUGAUAACCGAUAUACCGGUGUCCCAGAAAAGUUCAUUGGGAUUCAGUAUGGGACAGAAUUCAUUCUCAAAAUCAGCGAGGUAGAGGCCGAUGAUGUCGCCACUUACUACUGUCAGCAGGAUUAUACAGUUCCGUGGAUCACCUUUGGCCCAGGGACACGUCUAGAAAUAAAACGCGCCGUGGCUAAGCCGUCCGUCUCCAUCUUCCCCCCGUCGGCGCAGCAGCUAAGCGGCGGAAACGCCUCGGUCGUGUGCUUGCUGAGCCGCUUCUACCCCAGGGAAGUCAGCGUCAGGUGGAAAGUAGACGGUGUCGUCCAAACCCAGGGCAUCCAGAGCAGUGCCUCGGAGCAGGACAGCAGGGACAGAACCUACAGCCUCAGCAGCACCUUGACGCUGCCCAGCUCCGAGUACAGAAGCCAUGCCGUCUACGCCUGCGAGGUCUCCCACCAGGGCCUGGGGGCUGCCUUUGUCAAGAGCUUCAACAGGGAGGAGUGUUAG